AUGUCUCUCCUUACUAGUGCAGCGCAGGUGUCGCAGCUGUCUCAAUACCUCCUCCUCCUCUCCCUCAUUUUCCCACUCGCUGCUCUCCCCCUUCCCGACGCCACUGUAACGUCUACCUUUCGCGGGAACCCAAGCCCCUUGUCGUCCUUCCCCCGUUACAAGCAUGCUCCCCCCGGCGCUCCUCCCGCCCACUCGCUCCUCCAGCAGCUCCGCGCCGCGCCUCGUGGCGUUCAACGGCCCCGAAAUGCGGACCACGUGUCAGCACCCGCGCGCGUGCAGACGGCAUCGUCCGUAGCAUCAGCGGCGGAGAAACAGAAUCCGUCAAAAACACCAUCAGCGGAAGCUUCCGCGUCUGCCUCUGCGUCCGCGCGCUCCGCGGAGCCCCCGACCCCGUUUCCGCCUGCGCCGCGGCUGUGGCCGGAGCGGUUCCACGCGGUGCUGUUCCAGAACCGCAGCGGGCGGCUGGCGCUGACGGAGCUGUGGUACGACUGGCCGGGCGGGCGCAACAUGAACGCCAUCCGCCCGCAGCUGUCGGCGGGCACGCUCAUGGACGUGGAGUGGAGCAACGGCACAAGGUGCGGCGGGGGCGUGGUCAAGGGAGGUGGGGAGGGGGUAAUGGGGAAGAGUGUGUGCGAAGAAGGGCUGGAAAUUGG
Messenger RNA from Closterium sp. Naga37s-1, 653 nucleotides. Lineage: Eukaryota; Viridiplantae; Streptophyta; Zygnematophyceae; Desmidiales; Closteriaceae. The record is from the annotation of a GenBank genome assembly.